GUGGUCAGCUACGAGUGCCUUUGAACACAAUCAACUUUUCCAUCAGAUUUGUUGAGGUACUUUUUUUUUGUUUUAUUUCGCAAUGCAACCUUAGCACCGGUAGGUAAAACUUGAAAAUAGAUCUGGUCUGACUGACUCGACUCCUAAUGUUGGCUGAGCGUGAACCCUUGACAUCGGUAAAAUCCCAGUUCUCAUAAUCAUCAUCACUCACAUCCUUCCUUGUCGACUUUUUCGGCCUCCCUCUCUUCCUCUACGUUUCCCCGUUUGUCUUUCACCGUUCGUUCUUUCCUUCAUUCGCUCGGUGAUGUCACUUAUUUACUCCCUCCCUCCUGCCUUUUUCGGUUCUUUGGUUGUUCUCCUCUUUGGUGGUUCAGUCACUCAGUCGCUCAGUCAGUCGCGAGGAAGUCGCUCAGGAGUGAAGAUCUCUCCUCUCUUUCUCACUCUCGGCUUUCCGCGUGGGUUUUCGUUGCGAGAGGCCUCUCCGUUCUACUCUGAAGCCGACUGCAUGAGUGUAUUAUUUGUGAGUCGGAACUCCCUUGAUGAGAGCAAGAUGUCAAGUGGGUUGUUGCUUUGACUCAUUAUUCGACCUCUCGACUACCGUACGAGCCAGCCGAAGCGGCAAGAAAAAGGUUCGUGGAGGCAUAUCCGGCAACGAAAGUGAGAUCAUCGUGACAUGGCUGCUGUGGAAUUGGUGGUGGAGAAGCUCCCCUCGAAUUUUUGAAAGUCUCACACAACAAUAACUAAUUCGAAAAAAGACCUGCCUCAUUUGAGGUGCCAUCCAUGCGUCAGAAAAGAAACGAUUCCCGCCAACAGGUGUCUUUACUCACUCACUCACUCACUCAUUCAUUUGCCCUCAAACUUGCCUAAUCAUAACGCACCGAUCAGUUGUCAAAUUUCCAGUGUAUAUUUCAUCAAAAUGAUCCGAAUCAAUCCCCCGCGUCAUCCUCAUUCUCAUUCAGUUCCACUACUAUUGACUCUCACUCUGGUGAUGCUGUCACCGGGGGCGCUCGUGCGGUCACAAAAUUGCCCCACCCGAGACGUUACCUUCGAACUGAUCACGGGCUAUGUGUUCACGGCUCCGGAAUUCAUAUUGGACACGAGGCCGGGGGUGUUGCUUCUCGAGGAGUGCAUCGAAGUCUGUCGGCAGAACGUGACGUGUGCCUCCGUCAACUACGAAACCGGCCUUUGCGUCCUCUUCAUGGCAUCCGCCCGAAACAAUCCAGGUUCGCUAUCCCGAAGUCAAUUUCCAGUGUUCACGUUGUUCGCCCAGAAAACGUGCGUCCGAUCCGCUCGAACUUUAUGUCCCGGGCGAGGCUGGAUCUUCGAUCGGGUCCAGGAUUUCAAGAUGUUGGGAUUUGCCCGAGAGACCCGCCCGGCUGACACCGUGGAGGAUUGCAUGGCCCAAUGCUUGAGCCAGAUCACCUUCACCUGUCGAUCGGCCAAUUUCGACACGUUGAAACUGACGUGCGAGAUCUCAGAUAUGGACCGACAUACCGUCAAUUCUCGGAACGCCUUUUUCCCUGCCAUUGGCAUCGAUUACCUGGAGAAUAAUUGCGCCGAGAAACCGUCGUCCGUUUGCAAUUUCAAACCCAUCAAAGGCCAGAUCCUGAAGACCGUGGAUUCUGUGUUUGCCAAUAUUGGCAGUCAAAAGGAGUGUGAACAGCUCUGUGUGAGCUCCACUUACAGAUGCCACUCUUACGAUUACGGUGAUACGGGCACCAACAUUUGCCGCAUGAGCCACCACAGCUCGGAAACGCUAAGAAAUAUCCGCGAGCCGUACUUGUCCGCGGCCCAAGCCACGACUUAUGAACUGACGUCGUGCUUUAACGUGAGUGUGGAUUGUCAGGCUAAUUACAUGAUCGCCAAGGUUCAUACCAAUCGAGUGUUCAAUGGCAAGAUCUACGGCAAGACCCGACCCAAUUCGUGCACCAUAAACGUUGAGAAUAAACUUGACUUCGAGCUCUAUCUGGGAUUCAACGACAUCGAUUGUGAUGUGAAGCAGGAGACCCCAGGCAGAUUUGGAUCCGAUGUCAUUAUUCAGCACCACGACAUGAUUGUGACGGGUGAGGAUGUAGGGUUGAAGGUCCGAUGCAACUACAACCUCUCCAACACAACGAUUGUGAGUGACACCAAUUUGAGCGUGAAAGGAGGCCUGAAUAUAGCGGGAGCGGAAAACACCGUAGUUCGGUCCCCGAACGUCACUCUGCGAGUUACCGACAGAUUGGGAUUGGACAUCUUAUCCGCUCAAGUGGGCGAUGCCCUGGCUCUGAGGUUCGAGAUUGUGGAGAAGGAGAGCCCAUACGAGAUCUUCGUUCGUGAUUUGGUAGCCAUGGAUGGUCUGGACUCGAGUGAAAUCGUUCUGAUCGACAGCCGAGGUUGUCCAACGGACUUUAGUAUCCUGGGUGCCAUCAAAGAGGUGGAGGGUUCCGGCAAGGUCCUUCAAUCCGACUUCGAUGCCUUCAAGUUUCCCACCUCAGACUUGGUCCAAUUCCGGGCUUUGGUGACACCUUGCAUACCUCGGUGUGACCCGGUCCAAUGUGAUGUGACGGAUUACUACGGCAAGCGACAAACCACGAGCUCAUUUGGCCGCCGCCGACGGCGACGCCGUCGACAAAUCGAAGGCCAGGACACGGGUUCCAAAUCAGACCUUAUGGUGGCGGGUGUGAUUAGAAUCAGUGAUAAAUUCGAACUGGCCUCCCGCAAGGAGCAGCCUGACACCCUCGAAAGGGAAAUCAUUCGGGAAGACACCCAUAAUGUGUGGACGCCUCAAGACUCACCCGAGCACGUGUCGUGCUUGAACACGGUGUCCUUCAGCAUUGGUGCCACCAUCUUUGUCUUCGUUCAAUGUGUCAUUUUGGGAGCCUGGACCUAUCUCUAUUAUCGACGGGAAAGGAAGAAAUCCGAGGACAGUCUAGCCUCUAGUUUAUGUUCCAGAUCUUCCUCAGAGGACCUCGAUCCUUAUUUUGUGGUCCCCAUUCCAACCCACCAUCGUCCUUGCUCGGAUUUGUCUUUGGAAGAGCACAGAAGUUCCCGGAGUCAGAGGAGUAAGCUCCAGCAUUUGGAGCACUUUGGACCGGGCAGGAGUGGAUCCUUUCGUGGGGUGUACCCUCGAGACCUGUGACCUGACAGUGCACUCGUGAUCUUAUCGCUGAUAUGACUUGAUGUUAUUGUGUUAUUGUUUUGUGCAUUCAUACUACUCUUAUUAGGGAUGACUUGGUUGGGCCAAGCAUUAUUUUUCGUAGGGCUUUAGAUUUACAUUAUAUGACGAUACGGAAUUUAUCAAUAUAAUUCGUUAAAUAUAAAAAAAAAAUCCAGCACGGUCUG
Tigriopus californicus is the source of this 3324-nucleotide messenger RNA. RefSeq lists its product as uncharacterized. The transcript has 7 exons. The record is from RefSeq and is a predicted model, not a curated record. Lineage: Eukaryota; Metazoa; Arthropoda; Copepoda; Harpacticoida; Harpacticidae. The coding region runs from base 917 to 3121 and encodes 734 amino acids.